This is a messenger RNA of Cololabis saira (Pacific saury), 2957 nucleotides long. RefSeq names its product transmembrane protein 266-like. The transcript is spliced from 11 exons. Gene Ontology annotation, molecular function: voltage-gated channel activity. NCBI's taxonomy places the organism in Eukaryota, Metazoa, Chordata, Actinopteri, Beloniformes, Belonidae. The record is from RefSeq and is a predicted model, not a curated record. Gene Ontology annotation, cellular component: plasma membrane. Bases 366 to 2012 code for a protein of 548 amino acids.
GCCUCUCUUCAGUUUUGCACAGAGAUCCGUGCAGCGCAGCGGAAGCAGCGCUGGUGCUCGUCCAAUGCAAAAGUACUAAGGAUUGCUGCAGCUUGCACAUACUGCGAGCCUGCUGCUGCUUCACUUGCUCUGAUCUCCACCGAGGGAGACAUUAGUAUCAGCACGGGGGCAACGGGAGGCACAGUUUACCCGUCAACAAUGUAAAUCUCACACAGUAUUCCUGGCUGUGUUCUCCUCAGUUUCAACAUGACAGCAGCAUCUCUCAGGUGGGAAGGUGAACUGCAGCACUAAAACAGGCGAAAGUGAGGGGAGACUUUGUGACAAUCACCAUCACUACAUUGCUCCUCUCUCCAUCACCCAGCAUAAUGGCCAAUGCUGAGGAAGUGGAGCGGACAGGUCUGUCAGACUUGGAGAUCAUCUCCCAGCCGGUGGAGGAUGAGAACCAGUGCUUGGCUCCUCCAGUCCAGCUGGUCAGCUUUGGCUACAGAGAUCUGCCCCUCGCGGCUCUGGACCUCUCGCUGGCCGGCUCGCAGCUGCUCUCCAAUGCAGACGAUGAUGAAAACAGGGAUGGGUCCAACUGGCUGAAGCCGUGCUGCGGGCGUCGAGUGGCCCUGUGGCAGGUCUGUCUGCUCAGCGCUGGCUUCAACUGCAUCCUGGUGGCUUGUGUGAUCCUGGUGGUACUUUUCCUGUCUUUGGAGCUGCUGAUAGACACCAAACUAUUACAAUUUUCCAAUGCGUUCCAGUUUGCCAGCAUCAUCCACUGGAUCAGCCUUAUCAUCCUGUCCCUUUUUUUUUCAGAGACCGUCUUCAGAAUUGUAGUGCUUGGGAUCUGGGACUACAUAGAAAACAAAGUGGAGGUAUUUGAUGGUGCUGUCAUCGUGCUGUCUCUGGCCCCAAUGGUGGCCUCCACAGUGGCCAAUGGGCCAAGCAGCCCCUGGGACGCCAUCAGCCUUAUCAUCACCCUACGCAUUUGGAGGGUCAAGAGGAUCAUUGAUGCGUAUGUGCUACAGGUUAAGGUUGAGAUGGAGCUGGAGAUCCAGCAGUGUGAGAAGACCAAGGCUGUGAGAGAGGAGCAGCUGGAGCGUCUCACUCAGAUCUGCCAGGAGCAGGCUUUCGAGAUCCGGCAGCUGAGGGCACAUCUGGCCCAGCAGGACCUGGACCUUGCUGCAGAGCGUGAAGCAGCCAUGCAGAUUCACCACGUGUGGGGCAAGCAGGAGAGGAGUUUUCAGGUCGUGGAAGGUUUGAUGCCCGGGGAGUCCGACGACGAGGGCGCUCAGAGGAAUCCCAGGGAGCCAUGUAUCAAUGCAGAUCCUGUUGUGCGUGAUGACAUGAACAACUAUAUCAGCCAAUAUUACAGUGAAGCAAGUAGUGAUGCUGGAGCGUCUGGCUUGGGGCCGCGGGUCAUCACCACAGCAGCCAUUGACGUCCACCCCCCCACCAGUACCAACCCCAUCCAGUCCAACCUGAUGCUGGCUGUGGAGCGGGUGGGCAGCACCGUCAGCGAGGCCUCCACCAGCAUAUCUCGGUCCAGUGGCAGCCUGACAGCCCGCCCUCACAGCCUGAGCAGCCACACCCCGGGUUCCUCUUUGACAGACUGCAGCAGCAGCACAGCUCAGGACCUCAGUCUGAGCUACGGCUCCCAUCGCUGCUGCCCUCCUUCCUUCUCAGGCCAGGACCCCUGCAGGGACCCCUGCAGGGACCCCUGCAGGGACCCCAGCGUUGUGGUGCAGGAGCUACUCUCUUCUCUCUCAGAGGACUCUUGCCUUGCUCAGAAGGGCCUCGCAGUAGACCCUGUCAACUUUAAGCUUCCCAGUCCUACUGGCUCUGAAAACGCCAGCCCUGAGCUGGAGAACAGAAUAAACAUCUUCAAUCGCAGAAACCAGGGAUGCGUUCUGCUGCAGACCAAACCACUGAUCCAUCUGCAGGGCAGCACCGCUGAGCCAUCUCUGGAGGAGAAGUACCGGCUGCUAGGCCCGGCCGACUCAUCUCUGGGGCACAUGCCUGACACAUAAGUUACAUUUAUGCCCAAUCCGAAGCUUUUAUGCUCUUUUUACCGCCAUCCUGUGUGGCAUUUAUCUGAUCUCUUGUGACAGGUCAAAACUCAUGAGAAAAUUAGAUUUUUCUGUUGCUGUGUAAAUUAAAUCUUAGCUAAAUCCGAGCAAGCUUGAGCUGUAGCUUCCAGCUAAAAGUAAAGUUCCUUCAUUAGACGUGUUCAGCAGUCGAUAGUAGAUAUGAGAAAAUUAAUGCUUAGGCCCUUUGCCAUACUGUCCAACCUUCCUUUGCUUCCCCUUAAUGGAUUUUUGAAACAAGACAAGCCCAAAUAUAGCACAAAAAAAGAGACUAGAACAUCCCAGUCACUGGGAGUCAGCUGUGUUCUCAGACACAUCCUUCAUCAGGAAUCUUUUGAACUCUGAAAAGGUCAGAAAUGCACCGAACUUCACAAGAAUUAAAACCAGCAAAGGGCCAUCCAGGCCUAUACUGAACAGGAACCUAAAUGCUGAACAAAUUUCAAGCGGUUAUAGGGGUGUUUUCUAUUACAUUUGUAUUUUCUUUCUUUUCCUUUGUAUUAUCGACUUUGUCAAACAUGCUGUUCUUUGUUCAAACAGACACAGGGUACAUAACACAGAACUAACUACACAAACAGCCGGUUUUUUACCUUCGCCUUUCCCUCUCCCAUAUGUUUGAUUUGAAACCAUGAACCAUGAUCAAAAACCUGCUGAACAGCAUUUUUUCUCCCCCCCAAGAAAUAUUAGUAAUGGUAUAUUUGUGUGAUUGAAAUGACAAGGUAACUGAAUGGACUCUUCACGUGAGACUAAACCAGAGUGCUUGUAGCAUGAACCUUUAAAAGAUACGUGCCAUAAGUGGCGAGCAAAUUCUUUGCACUUUAAUGUUUACAGACACUUUUGAAAACUUGAUAUGGAGGAAGUUGUUGCCAAAUGCAGGUGUUGUUAUUUGAA